GGUUGGGCGCCUCGGCCCCGGCGCUCGCCCCCGGGAAGGCAGCAGGGGCGGUUGAGAAGUGAAGUCUUGGCCAGAGUUUACUUCUUGCCAGGAAAUCCGCGGUGGUGGCAGCGGCGGCGGCGUUUCCUGGCGGAGCGGAGGCCGGCUGGCUCCCCGCUCCCUCAGCGGGCCGCGGAGAGCGGACCUGGCGCUGGGCUGCGGCGCCGGGAGCCGGUGCGCGCCCGGGGCGGCCGCGCUUUCCCAAACAAACCUUGAUUCUAGUCAAAUACAUCACUGCCCAUUAAAGGAAACCAUACCUGAAGUGGAAGUCUAACGUAUGAAGAUACAGAAACUGCUUUGGUUGAUUCAGAAUGGGAACCACAAGUGAUGAGAUGGUGUCUGUGGAGCAGACCUCCUCCUCCUCCUUCAAUCCUCUGUGUUUUGAAUGUGGCCAGCAGCACUGGACAAGAGAGAACCACUUAUACAAUUACCAGAAUGAAGUAGAUGACGACCUGGUCUGCCAUAUUUGCCUUCAGCCUCUGUUGCAGCCACUAGACACCCCCUGUGGACACACGUUCUGCUGCAAGUGCCUCAGAAACUUCUUACAGGAGAAGGAUUUUUGUCCAUUGGACCGGAAAAGACUCCACUUUAAGUUGUGUAAGAAGUCUAGUAUUCUAGUUCAUAAGCUUCUGGACAAAUUAUUAGUGUUAUGUCCAUUUUCUUCAGUGUGCCAAGAUGUCAUGCAACGCUGUGAUCUGGAGGCACAUCUUAAAAACAGAUGUCCUGGAGCUUCUCAUCGGAGACUUGCCCUAGAGAGGAGGAAAACUGGUAAAACUCAGACAGAGAUUGAGAAUGAAAACGGAACCCCUGUAAUAGAUCUACCAGGUACUUUAUCACUUGAAACGGACUGUUCGGGGACAGGCACGGUGCCUGCUGAGCGCAAUUUGACGUCAGCGUCUCUUCCUGUGUGGACUGAGGAGCCUGGCCUGGACAAUCCUGCCUUCGAGGAGAACGCAGCCACUGACACUACACAACAGCCAGUUAGUUUACCGGAAGGCGAAAUUACGACGAUUGAAAUUCACCGGUCUAAUCCUUAUAUUCAGUUAGGAAUUAGCAUUGUGGGCGGCAAUGAAACGCCACUGAUUAACAUUGUUAUCCAGGAAGUCUAUCGGGAUGGGGUAAUCGCCAGAGACGGAAGACUCCUUGCUGGAGAUCAGAUUCUUCAGGUCAACAACUGUAACAUCAGCAAUGUAUCUCACAACUAUGCCAGAGCCGCCCUCUCCCAGCCCUGCACCACGCUGCACCUUACUGUGCUGCGAGAGAGGCGCUUUGGGAACCGGACGUACAGCCACUCCGAUGGAAGCUCUCCACGGGAAGAGGUCUUCCACGUGGUCCUUCACAAACGGGACUCUGGUGAACAGCUUGGCAUUAAACUCGUACGAAGGACCGAUGAGGCAGGCGUUUUUAUUCUUGACCUGUUGGAGGGGGGGCUAGCUGCACAGGACGGAAGGCUGAGCAGCAAUGACCGAGUGCUCGCCAUCAAUGGACAUGACCUGAAGCACGGGACCCCUGAGCUUGCCGCCCAGAUCAUUCAGGCUAGUGGAGAGAGGGUGGAUUUAACAAUUGCUAGACCAGGGAAAUCCCAGCCUGGUAACCCUGUCCGAGACGCAGGAGCUCAGAGUAGCAGCCAGCAUCAUGCACAGCCGCUGUAUAACAACAGACCCAGCUCACAUAAGGAUCUUAGCCAGUGUGUUACGUGCCAAGAAAAACACAUUACGGUAAAGAAGGAACCACACGAGUCCCUGGGAAUGACAGUGGCUGGGGGCCGAGGAAGUAAGAGUGGUGAGCUGCCCAUCUUUGUGACCAGCGUGCCACCUCAUGGCUGCCUUGCACGUGACGGCCGCGUCAGGAGAGGUGAUAUACUGCUGAAUAUCAAUGGCAUUGAUUUGACCAAUUUAAGUCAUAGUGAGGCCGUUGCUAUGCUGAAAGCCAGUGCCGCAUCCCCCGCUGUUGUCCUGAAAGCACUUGAGGUCCAGAUUGUCGAGGAGGCAUCCCAGGCCACUGAAGAGCAGCCCGGCACCUUCAGUGAGAAUGAAUAUGACGCCAGCUGGUCCCCAUCAUGGGUCAUGUGGCUUGGGCUUCCAAGUGCCCUUCAUAGCUGCCAUGAUAUAGUUUUACGAAGAAGCUACUUGGGAAGUUGGGGCUUUAGUAUUGUUGGUGGAUAUGAAGAGAACCACACCAAUCAGCCUUUCUUCAUUAAAACCAUCGUCUUGGGGACUCCUGCUUAUUAUGAUGGAAGAUUAAAAUGUGGAGAUAUGAUCGUAGCCGUCAACGGCCUGUCAACGGUGGGCAUGAGCCACUCCGCACUAGUUCCCAUGUUGAAGGAGCAGAGGAACAAAGUCACUCUGACAGUUACCUGCUGGCCUGGAAGCCUGGUGUAGGAUUUGAAAUCAGUUGUGAGUCGAACAUCUUCCUUUUUUAGGCUUUGGAAAGAAACCCCUUUCGUUGGAUUGUGUUUCUGCUUAGGAGCUACAGACACAGCUGGUGUUUGCAGGGCCCAAAACCACUGAGAUUGUCCUUUUGUUAUUAGUAAAACGGCUUUCCUCCAGUUAGCCACGUUUCUUUUAGCUUGGUCUUCCACUAACCCUUGUAAGCUCGUAUUUUCAAAAUUCAGACUCUCCAUUGUCAGAAUGUGACCUAAAAUAAUGAAAGAAGUGCGCGCAGGCUGCGAUCUAGCCAGCUGGCUUAGAGGACGGGGUGGUCCUUGGUUUUCCCGCCCGAAUCACAGAGUGGGCUCGCGUCCCAGCGCGCGGGCCGGUGGAGCCCGCAGCUGUGCCAUUCGCUGCCCCUGGUGCAGCCGGCGCCACGAACGGAUGAAGAUGUACUUCAGUUUAGCGGUAGCCCUUCCCCAUUUUCUCCCCAUCAGUGCCAACAUUUCAAAACUUCAUACUGUUUAUAAAGUGAUAUUUCUGACUGUUUUGUUUCUCCUUUAAUUUCUUAGUACUCAUAGAUGCUGAAGACAGAAGUCUCACACUACUAAAGAGCUUUUUAAAGAAUAAUGUACCAUUAAUUAGAAUACUAGAUAAUCAAAGGUCACGUUUUCCAUUGACAGAGGCAUUUGGGAAGUAACUAUAGUUUAGUGCUGGAGAUGGUAAAAGCCACACUUGCUUGCAGAAGUCCGGAAGCAUUAAAGAUUCCUUUCCAAAGGAAUGUUUUGUUAUGCAGGGAAAUUUUGAAGCAGAUUUUGCUAAAAUUCAUUUUCUAGAGUCUGUAUUGUACUUAUCAGCAGUCUUGGCUGUACAUGCUUUUUGUGAUUUCUGUAGUUAAACAAGAUAAAACCGUGUUGCUAUUCCACACAUUGAUCUAUAUCGCAGCUCAGUGUAGGAGAAGGUAUACUUUUUUUUUAUUUCAUUCCGAGAAGAGCCUUCAGUGUUUUAGAAAUCCUUAUUUUUUCCCCAUUAUUUCUUGUGAACUUAAUUAUUUCAAGAAAAAGACUGGAAAGGCCUGGAUUUUUAUCUAAAAUAGUAGGUUUUAGAUGUUAAUAUCUUUCAGUCAGUUCUUGGUCACGAGGCUAUUUCUUAUUUUUCUAAAUGCUUUUGAAAACUACAACCAGCCCAUUUUGUUAGUCCUUCAUUCCACUUGAUUGUUCCUUGGAAGAACGCAUAAAGAAGCGAAUAAAAUCAAAAUUUCUUUACCUUCUUAAUAUUAUGCAUACUUGAAAAGAGUUUCACUUAGAAACCUAGCAUGAAUCUGAGCUCCUUUACAAGUGCCCUCUGUAAUAAAUGGUAUUGAUUAUCAGAGAAUGUAUUUCAAAAACACUACAGUAUAUUAUGAAGCAUGACCACUUUAUUUUCAAACUGGCAAUUGUAUUGCUAGGGCUUAUUGUGUCUGUAGCAUGUCACUGAUUAUUCCUGUUAGUUUUUUAGUGAUUUUUUUUUUAAACAUAUCGCUUUUGAAUAAAUAAGAAAUGGCAAUAGUAAUUGCUACUGAUUUGUCCAACCCCUUAGCUACACUGUAUGGUCAACAUAUAACCAAGAUACAGUGGAAUGCCCCAUACAGUAUAUUACUGUUAUGUGAUGAUUGGCUUUUGAAGCAAUUUGGUAUUGAAAUGCUUUGAUAUUCUAAUUGACAUGGAACAAGUUUUUUUUUUCCUGCUCCCCAAAUAGAAAUUUUAUAUCCUACUUUGCUAUUUUUUUAAACAUUUUGUAAGAAUAUGUCAUUCCUUGGGGAGUGGCCAUCCAUCAACAAAUAUCCUAAUGGCUACUUUGUUAUAUAUAAAAUACUUACAUUGAACCUGGGGAUAUAAUGAGUAUUUUGAAAGAAGACACUUUUUUCGACUUUAUUUUUAUCAUGGAAAUCUCAGACUCUGCUUGAACUAAUUUGGUUUUAUUACAAAACAUGAUAGUUUUUGGUCAGAAUGAUAUUUGGUGAUGGAAACUUGUUCAUAAUUUAUUGUUACUGUUGAAAUAUUUGAAUUUUCUCAUCUUAAGCGUAAAUAGUUCAAAUAUUUUGAUUUAUUCUGUGCCUUCGGUUUAAAUUAUUUCAGGAUUUUUCAAAUGUGUUUAAAUAAUGGUGUGAUAAUCAUUUAGGAUGGAAAUAAAAGUCAUCCUUUACAUACUA
Callorhinus ursinus (northern fur seal) is the source of this 4599-nucleotide messenger RNA. The record is from RefSeq and is a predicted model, not a curated record. Lineage: Eukaryota; Metazoa; Chordata; Mammalia; Carnivora; Otariidae.